Messenger RNA from Triticum turgidum subsp. durum (durum wheat), 549 nucleotides. The record is from the annotation of a GenBank genome assembly. Lineage: Eukaryota; Viridiplantae; Streptophyta; Magnoliopsida; Poales; Poaceae.
AUGUUGGAGGAUACGUCCACAGCAGAUGUGACCUUCAAUGUUGAACAAGAAACAUUUGCUGCCCACAGAGCGGUGCUUGCUGCGCGGUCACCUGUCUUCCGGAAGCAGUUCAGCGAACCCAUGAAUGAGAAGAAGAUGAGCCGCAUAACCAUCAACUCUGUGGAACCAGCGGUUUUCAAGGCUCUUCUCCAUUUCAUUUACACCGAUUCCUUGCCUGUGAUGGAUGAUUUCAGUAGAGCUGAAAGCAAUGCUGUUUUCCAGCAUCUACUUGCAGCAGCGGAUCAAUAUGGUUUAGAGAGAUUGAAGCUUAUGUGUGCACACACCUUGGUUAUGAACCUUAAUGUGGAGAAUGUGGCUAGUGCACUAUGGCUAGCUGAUAAGUACAAUUGCCAGAAGCUUAAAGAAGCUUGCGUCAAUUUUAUGGCCCCUUCCAACAGAGUCGAUGCUGUGGUGGCAAGCCAAGGGUACCAGCUUCUGAAAAGAGGUUCCCCCUCUCCAUUAGCAGAUGUGUGGGAGAAGAGGAGCCGUGCUCGCCAAAGCUUUCUUUAG